Molecule: messenger RNA, 1002 nt
Organism: Exophiala xenobiotica
Lineage: Eukaryota; Fungi; Ascomycota; Eurotiomycetes; Chaetothyriales; Herpotrichiellaceae
Exons: 2
Coding region: 1-1002 (333 amino acids)
Molecular function (GO): D-amino-acid oxidase activity; FAD binding; oxidoreductase activity, acting on the CH-OH group of donors, NAD or NADP as acceptor
Source: RefSeq, a predicted model, not a curated record
AUGCGAGAAAAGGUUGCGGUCGUUGGGGCCGGUAUUAUCGGCCUUGCAUCUGCCCUCCUACUCGCAGAGGAAGGUCUAAGUGUCUCCCUCAUCGCCAGAGAGUUUCCGGGAGACGGUGGUAUUGGAUGGGCAAGCCCAUAUGCAGGUGCUACCCUGAUUCCUCCGCCAGAGAUGGGUCAGAAAGAAAUGGCCAAGGAGUCGAUCGCCUGGUAUCAAAGGCUUGCGAAAGAAGAUCCUAGCAGCGGUGUCCGCACCGUCAAAGCGACAGAAUACUUCACCGACCGAGAUAAUGAUGAUUCGAUAUGGUACAAAGACAUUAUGCCAGAUUACAAACUACUUCCGCAAGGUGUGCUGCCACCUGGCUGCAAAGUCGGAUAUUCGUUCCAGACCUGCCUGGCGAAUCCAGAAGUGUUCCUCCCCUGGCUGAAGACGAAGCUAGAAGGCCUGGGGGUCAAAUUCAUUCGCACCGAGAUCGGAUCAUUGAUUGAAGCCGAAGAAUUGACCGGUGCAUCCAUCGUUGUCAAUGCUUCUGGACUUGGAGCGAAAUCCCUCGCUAAUGAUGCAGCCGUGGCGGGCUACAGGGGGCAAACCAUGUUCGUCAAGAGCGAUUACGAUGAAGUCAGGCUGAUCAAUGGCGCUGAAUACACCUAUGUCAUUCCACGCAUGUUCUCCGGCGGCGUUGUUCUCGGAGGUAUUAGCCAGGAGAAUAACUUUGAUGACACUGUUGAUACCAGUCUACGGCAGGAUAUCUUGCAGCGGGUGAACAGAAUGACCGGCAAUGCCUUUGCGCACAUCAACUUGGAGACAGAUGUGGUCAAAGACCUCGUGGGCGUGCGGCCUGGCCGCAAGGGCGGUAUCAGAGUCGAGCUUGACGGCAGCACAGUCCAUGCAUACGGCUUCAAAGGGGCAGGCUACGUUUAUUCAUUCGGAGCGGCUGCGAAAGUGAAGCGUCUAGUUCUGGCAACCCUCCAGUCUCCUCGCACUGGACUCGCAAAGCUCUGA